CACACACACACGGUCUGCUGUAUCAGGACGGACUGCAGUAUAAUGAUUCACUCCAAUCAGUCCAUUCACUCCAUCUUCUGCUGCUGCUGCUGUGCUCUACAGACCAGAAGCAGCAGUGGUGUGGAUGUGAACACCAGCAGAUUUUCGGGAUCCGUCUAUACGACUCAGCUGUCUCAGAAGAAGCUCCCUCCGUCUCCUCCUGAGGAUGAUGAUAGCAGUGUGAUGAAGGUGGUGGCCUUGUACGACUUCACAGCCAGAGAGAGUUCGGACCUUACGCUUCAUCAUGGAGAGACGUACAUACUACUCCACAAACAACACCAGCUGUGGUGGAGAGCCAAAGACAAGCAUGGGAACAAGGGCUUCAUUCCCAGUAACUAUGUUACAGAAAUUGGAACUAUAGAGGCCAAUGACUGGUACUGCAAGAACAUCAACAGAGCUGAAGCAGAACAUUUACUCAGACAAGAGGGGAAGGACGGAGGGUUUGUGGUCAGGAGCUCCAGUCAGCCCAGCAGCUACACCGUCUCCGUUUACACACACAGUUCAGGUAAAGGGGAGGUGAGGCACUACCAGAUCAAGCAGACAGACACGGCUCAGUUCUUCUUGGCAGAAAAUCAUGUGUUCGGCUCUAUUCCUGAACUCAUCAACUACCACAGACACAAUGCAGCAGGGCUGGUUUCCAGACUGCGAUAUCCGAUCAGCCCCUUGGGCACAUGUCUGCCAGCCACAGCGGGAUUCAGCUCAGAUAAAUGGGAGAUCAAUCCGUCAGAGCUGACCUUCAUGAAGGAGCUGGGCAGCGGUCAGUUUGGAGUGGUGCAGCUGGGAAAAUGGAGAUCGCAGCAUAAAGUGGCCAUUAAAACCAUCAGGGAAGGAGCCAUGAGUGAAGAAGAUUUCAUAGAGGAAGCCAAGAUCAUGACCCGUCUCUGCCACCCAAAGCUGGUCCAGCUGUACGGCGUGUGUGUCACGCAGCGUCCCAUCUGCAUCGUGACAGAGUUCAUGGAGAACGGCUGCUUGCUGCACUUCUUGCGACAGCACAGCAGAACUCUGGGGCCACGUCAGCUGCUCUUCAUGUGUCAGGACGUCUGCGAGGGCAUGGAGUACCUGGAGCAGAACAGCUUCAUCCACAGAGACCUGGCCGCUCGGAACUGCCUGGUGAACGAGAGGAACGUGGUGAAGGUGUGCGACUUUGGCAUGACCAGGUACGUUCUGGACAAUCAGUACACCAGCUCUAUGGGCUCCAGGUUUCCCGUCAAAUGGUCUCCACCUGAAGUUCUUCACUUCAACAAGUUCAGCAACAAGUCAGAUGUCUGGUCAUUUGGUGUGCUGAUGUGGGAGGUCUUCUCGGAGGGAAAGACACCAUUUGAAAACCGCUCCAAUCUGGAGGUGGUGGAGGAGGUGACGCAGGACGGCCGUCUCUACAGGCCUCACCGGGCAUCUGCGCACAUCUACAACAUCAUGUUCCACUGCUGGCAUGAGAGACCUCACGGACGACCACCUUUUUCUGAGCUACUGCAGAACAUCAGACAGAUCACUGAAGAGGAGACAGACACAUGAAAACACACACAUACACACACAAGCUCAGAGAACGGGAGGACUGUUGAGGAUGUCUGUUGAUCUUCAGCAUGAGUUGAUGUGUGUGUGUGUGUGUUUGAUGAACUGACAUCUUACAGUCAUUAGUGUGAUAAUGAGAUGUUUUAUAUAUGUACACUGUAAACAUGCAACUUCAUGUCGGUCUGUAAGUUCACAAGCACCUGAGGACAUGAAUAAAGAUGCUCACCAUGGAGGCUUA
Molecule: messenger RNA, 1786 nt
Organism: Cyprinus carpio (common carp)
Lineage: Eukaryota; Metazoa; Chordata; Actinopteri; Cypriniformes; Cyprinidae
Product: tyrosine-protein kinase TXK
Biological process (GO): adaptive immune response; T cell receptor signaling pathway; peptidyl-tyrosine autophosphorylation
Molecular function (GO): ATP binding; non-membrane spanning protein tyrosine kinase activity; protein binding
Source: RefSeq, a predicted model, not a curated record